Messenger RNA from Megalobrama amblycephala (Wuchang bream), 3969 nucleotides. It is a transcript of the gene rnpepl1, whose product is annotated as arginyl aminopeptidase like 1. Gene Ontology annotation, molecular function: metalloaminopeptidase activity; zinc ion binding. Gene Ontology annotation, biological process: proteolysis. NCBI's taxonomy places the organism in Eukaryota, Metazoa, Chordata, Actinopteri, Cypriniformes, Xenocyprididae. The record is from RefSeq and is a predicted model, not a curated record.
UUUUGGGUUCAUCAGGGGAUGUUGUCCGAGCUCCGCAGCGCCCCCCUGCAGCUUGAAAACUUUCCCGUCUCGAAGUGAUUUCCUCCCCUGUUUUUACUUCCUGUUUUCUAAGGGAGUCACUUAACUCCGAUCAUUUCUGCUCAUCAGGGCUUCACUAUGCGUCUCUUCCUCUACCGGUAGUUUUCACCGAUCUCUCCGUGGGCUCUCGGGACGGACUGCAAGCCGCGGGACAUUCACACACAUAUAUUCGGCUUUAGAUGGAGGUCGGAGGGCUGAACUCAGUCGUGUCUACGGCUCUAAUGGAUUUCACAUAGACUUGCGUUUUGUUUUAAUGCCUUUUCCUGUCCGUUUUAUUCUCAUUUCUUGCAUUCGGUUUCCUCCUCUGCUGAGUGUCCAGCCUCGACCGCCCCUUUAACUCCAGCAACAAUGUAACUAACUCGGUCGCUUGUUCAUCUGUCUUCCGCCGAGCUCGACGACCGCGGUGCGCGUUCGCCGCUUUUAAAGUUUCACGCUGUCGUCUCGGUAUCGUGUAUUUAUUCGCCGAACUUUACGAUGGCCGAGCUUCAGCGGCCGACGCUGUGUUGCUGCCGCAAAGUGCUGACCGUGCCCGGCAAGUCCUGCGAGGGCGGCCGGAGUCUGGCACACUGUCGCCUGGUGGACAUCGCGUCAGCGUCCAACUUCCACAGCUUUAAACUCCGACAUUUCCAUCUGGACCUCCACCUGAACUUUGCCGUCAAGAGGAUGACGGGAUGGCAGGUUCUGGAGCUCACGCCCGUCCAGCCCGGCGUGCAAUCCCUCAUUCUGGACACGCAUCCUUCGCUAUUAAUUCAUUCCGUGGACUGUAAGGUGCCCGGCGCGUCCGGUUCUCCUGACGUGUUUUUGUCCCUCACCUACCGAGUAGAACCGUUCACCGAUUACGGAUCCUCUCUGAACAUCAGCCUCCCGGCCGCGGUGAUCCGGCCGCACCGGGCUUUCCGUAUCACCAUCCGCUACACUACCACAGACGGCCCUGCGAUUUGGUGGCUGGAUGCAGAGUUGACAUGUGGACAAACCCGUCCAUUGGUCUUCACUCAGGGUCACUCGGUCUGCAACCGGUCAUUUUUUCCCUGUUUUGACACGCCGGCCAUCAAAAGCACCUACUCUGCCACUGUUAGGGUUCCAGAGGGUGUCACAGUGUUGAUGAGUGCCUCAAGAAGUGCAUACUCUAAACAGGACAGGGUUUUCCAGUUCUCUAUGGAGUACCCUGUCCCAGCCUACUUGGUUGCCCUGGUGGCAGGAGACCUACAGCAUGCAGACAUUGGGCCCAGGAGUCGUGUGUGGGCAGAGCCCUGCAUCCUGACGUGUGCAGUCAGUAAACUGGGCGGCAAUGUGGAGCGCUGGCUUAAUGUGGCAGAGGGCCUCUUUGGCCCUUAUGUAUGGGGAAGGUAUGACAUAGUGUUCCUUCCUCCUUCAUUCCCCAUCGUUGCCAUGGAGAAUCCUUGUCUUACCUUCAUAAUUUCCUCCAUACUGGAGAGUCAGGAAUUUCUGCUGAUUGAUGUCAUCCAUGAGAUUGCUCACGGCUGGUUUGGCAAUGCAGUCACCAAUGCUACCUGGGAAGAGAUGUGGCUCAGUGAGGGUCUGGCCACUUAUGCUCAGAGGCGCAUUACCACAGAGGCCUACGGAGAAGCCUUCACUUGCCUUGAGACGGUGUUCCGUCUAGAUGCUCUUCACAGACAGAUGCGUCUUCUUGGAGACAACAAUCCUGUCAGUAAGCUGCAGGCCAAAUUUGAGCCAGGUGUAAACCCCAGCAGUCUAAUGAAUUUGUUCACCUAUGAGAAAGGCUUCUGCUUUGUUUCUUACCUCUCUCAGCUGUGUGGCGACAUCAAGAAAUUUGAUAGCUUUCUUAGGGCCUACAUCGAGAAGUUCAGAUUCACCAGCGUAAUCGCUCAGGAUCUGUUGGACUUCUUCCUUGGCUUCUUCCCUGAGCUGAAGGAGAGCUGCGUUGCUCAACGAGAGGGACUGGAAUUUGAGCGUUGGCUAAAUGGCUGUGGUCCUCCGUUAUGUGAACCAGAUCUCUCGGCGGGCAGAGCUCUAACGGGCCCUGUUCAGCACCUGUGUGACCUCUGGGGCACAGACACCCCCGACCCCCAAGCGAUUGCUACGUUUGACCUCUCUUCCUGGAGCACCUUUCAGACCGUCCUCUUUCUGGACCGACUUCUCGACCGUUCACCUCUGCCUCAAGAGGUGAUGAGUCUUUUGUCAAGCUGCUACUCUGCAUUGUUGGACGGUAUGAACGCUGAAGUCCAGAUUCGAUGGCUGCAGAUUAUAGUGCGGAACAGCUUUUAUCCUGAUCUGCCUCGAGUCCGCAGCUUCUUGCAUAAACAUACCUCAAGGAUGUACACAGUGCCUCUUUAUGAGGAUCUGUGCGGAGGAGUGAUGAAGUGUUUUGCUGUGGAGGUAUUUUAUCAAACUCAGGCCCGUUUGCACCCUAAUCUACGUAGGACACUUCAGCAGAUACUGUUCCAAAGCAGCGCCCUCAACACCAGCACAGCUCCAUCUCUACUCGCAUUACCACCCUCUGCCCCUUCCUCACCCACAGACCCCCCCGCCAACGGGACCAUUGCCCUGCGAGACGUCAACGUGUCUGCAUGAGAUCAAAACUUUUGUGGAGAGGGUUGAGGUGAAAGGCCAGAAGGGCAGGAACAGUACAGGGCUUGAACUUCUUGGCUCAGACUGGACUAUAGCAAUGCAUUGUGGGAGGGCAGCACUGAUAGGUGUACACUCUCACCAACACUGGGACGUCUAUUUAAAAAGGCAGACACUGAUUUUCAUAAGCUAAACAUGAAGCUGCUCAGGAUUGUGGAACAAAAAUAGAGGACGGAUGUUUGCGAUGGUUAUUAUGCCAUGAACCGUGUGUGUGUGUGUGUGUGUGUGUGUGCAUGCAUAUGGAUAGGGCUAUGUCAGUAUCAAGGAUACCGGUUGCCAUCUGUUAGCCAUUACCUUUUUGAGUGUGUGUGGAUGUGUGUGUCUAUUUUUUUGGGGGGUGUUUUGCAUAUGAUCCUCUGGCCUAUGCACAUCAUCUCAUCUGCAUCUGUUCUCCAGUACAACUGACAAAUCAAUUGGAGGAUUUGACAAGAUUUCAGAGACUUUCCUUUUGCUAGCUGCACAGAUGUGUAAUGUGGAGGACCAAUCCCUGGCGAAUCCCCUUCCUGGACAGUGUUUGAGAACUAGUGUGAAUACAGUCUGUACUCGUUGUUCAAAUCCGAUCAUUGCCUAAUGAAGACCCUACAGAUUUUACACACUCUUAGCCUUUCUGUGAUAAAUGGAUUGUUUGCUUUUUGUUUGAUUUUCAGUAACUGGAAUGUGUCUUUCUCAAGCUUCUCUUUCCUGGUGCUAACCACUCAGCAUUGAGUCUCAGGUAUAUCAAGACAGAAGAAGUGGAGCCAUGUUAGUGCCUUUCAAACCUUUCAACACUGUGGGUGUUUUCAACACUGCUGUCCAAAUGACAGCCUGUAUUUGUGAUUUGAGCCAUACUAGGGUGACAUUGGUUGACCAUUGGCCUACUUGCAACAUUUGUUAUUUUCAGGAAUUGAGAUGCUGUGGUGAAUUGAGAUGCUUUUUUUUUUGGAAGAAAAUGUUUCCUCUUUUAUUUAAUAAUGGGCAAAUUUCCCUUAAAUUAGUGAAAUUUGAAGAGAAAGGAACAGAUUAUCAUGUGGAUGGGUCCAAGCUGAUCAUCAGUGGCCUUAAUGACAAGUACAGUGGAAGACAGGUUCAGUUUUACAGGUAAUAAAAGACAUCAGAGAGCACUUUGUUUGUCGUGUCUGAGGAUCCUACCUUGGGACUUCACCUUCUUGCAUAAGAGGUUAUAUGACAGACACUCAUCAGCAAGUGAAAUAGUUUCUCUUAACUUAUAGAAUCAUAGCUUUUGUUGAUUGGAGGCUUAAACUGCACAGCCAAUAAUAAAAGGGUUUGUUUUCCACCCUCAUCUAA